Messenger RNA from Gasterosteus aculeatus aculeatus (three-spined stickleback), 1990 nucleotides. RefSeq names its product digestive cysteine proteinase 1. The record is from RefSeq and is a predicted model, not a curated record. Gene Ontology annotation, molecular function: cysteine-type peptidase activity. Gene Ontology annotation, biological process: proteolysis. Lineage: Eukaryota; Metazoa; Chordata; Actinopteri; Perciformes; Gasterosteidae.
AAAAAAACGAUGUGUUUGUUGUUAUGUCCGCAGUGUGGACCGAGGUCGUUUGUGUUUGGGUUUAAGUUAGUGUGACUGCGCCGUACCGGGUAUCUUUGAGCCCACAGUAGAAACAAUGCGGUGGUACAUCGCAGCGGCUGUUCUGUGGGCCGCCACAGUUACAGAGGGAAAAGCCGUCCCUUCCCCUCCACAUUUUGGGAACAGCUACCAUGUCAAAGGAGUGAUCUCUCUGCCCUACGCUGAGAUCAAGGAGCCAUUUGAGGCCUGGUUGGACCUAGCGGCAAAGUCCAGCCGGAUAGACUACUACCAUGGCCAGGUGUCGACCUACCAGUUGGGGGCAGAGACGCCGCUGGGCGUCGCCUAUAAAAUCACUCCCGAGACCACGGAAACCGCGCUGAAUGUGAUGAAGUGUUUCCAGGCCAACGGAACCAAGGAUGAGGCGGUCACAGCGCAGGCGGCGCUGCCCGACCUGCAGGGCUUCCAGUUCCUGAGGAUGGAGUACUUCGGAGGUUCCCUGUGUGAGGUUUGGCAGAACGUGACCUCCGUGGGCAACAAGAAGAACACGUACACGCUGUGGGUGACCCGGUCGGAGGGGGGCGCAGACGGCAAGGAGGAGCCCCCCACGCCGCUCCACUAUGAGAUGAUGGGCUACAACACGCUGCUGGGGUCCCACUAUGACAAAUACCUGGUGGACUACAAAGAGUUCAGCACUCACGUGGAACCCAAAGUCUUCUCGCUGCCUGAAGGGAUGAGCUGCGGCGGGUUUCCUGGUCCCGGAGUGGAGCACCACAUGUUGGCCAAUCCGAUGAAAGACCUCAUCCACACCUCGGCCUCGGGCCACUCGCAGCGCGUGUUCAACCACUUCAAGGACAAGUUUCAGCGGCAGUACAGCGACGAACGCGAGCACGAGGAAAGGGGACACGCUUUUGUUCAUAACCUUCGGUACGUCCACUCCAAGAACAGAGCCGGGCUUCCCUUCUCUCUGGCUCUCAACUCUCUGUCGGAUCGAACCAUGUCGGAGCUGGCCACCAUGAGAGGGAGGAAACGAGGAAAGAGCCCAAACAGAGGGCUCCCGUUCCCCUCCACGAAUUACCGAGGGGUGAAGGUGCCGGAGUCGAUCGACUGGAGGCUUUAUGGUGCCGUGACCCCAGUGAAGGACCAGGCCAUCUGCGGCUCCUGCUGGAGCUUUGCCACCACUGGAGCAGUAGAGGGCGCUCUCUUCCUAAAGACGGGCUCGCUGCAGGUUCUGUCCCAGCAGAUGCUCGUGGACUGCUCCUGGGGUUUUGGCAACAACGGCUGCGACGGCGGGGAGGAGUGGCGAGGAUACGAGUGGAUCUUGAAGCACGGAGGCAUCGCCACCACAGAAACCUACGGCGCCUACAUGGGGAUGAACGGCUUCUGUCACGCGAACGCGUCGCAGCUCACCGCGCGGAUCCAGAGCUACACCAACGUGACCUCGGGGGACGCCGAGGCCCUGAAGCUGGCGCUCUUUAAGAACGGGCCGGCGGCCGUCAGCAUCGACGCGUCCCACCGCUCGUUCGUCUUCUACAGCCACGGCGUCUACUACGAACCGGCGUGCGGUAACACCACCGCCGAUUUGGAUCACGCCGUGCUGGCGGUGGGAUACGGCACCCUGAAGGGGGAGCCGUACUGGUUGGUGAAGAACUCGUGGUCGACCUACUGGGGAAAUGACGGCUACAUCCUGAUGUCGAUGAAGGACAACAACUGCGGCGUCACCACCGACGCCACGUACGUCACGAUGGCGUAGAUCUGCCGGCGACUAAACGCUAAAGCCGCCGCUUGAGUGCCUGAGGACGACGGACGCCUCGCGUCCGGUGCGUUGAGGCGUGGGAACGUCAAACUGUGCCGUUUGGUGUGACGAUUGAAUGCACGAGGAACGAGCUUUUUGCCACUUUUACUUUACAAUGUUGUGCAUUCAAAUGCACUGGAAUGGAAUCGAUGCAAUAAAAAAAGUUCUUGUUGAUUUGAA